AUGCUUAAUAAAAGAAAGAAAAGACUGUUGAGAACUAUACCUAGUGCAGGGUCUAAAUCAAAAAACUGCUUGUGGAACACCAUUAUCGGUGGGCUGACCAGCAACCUCAAGGAAAGACCAAAGCUGACCAUUAUCAAUGACCCGAGACCUUCUGAAGAAAUUUUAGCAGAUCAACUACUGCCAGUGGAGAGCCCUGAGGCAUUGGUGAAAACAUCUUUCAGGAGAAAAUAUAAGAAAACAUCACAGAGAUUAUGGUCUUUGGUAAAGCAAAUGGAGAGAGGGGAAGUUUCAAUUGUAGAUCUAAAGAAGAAUUUGGAAUAUGCGACUACUGUUCUUGAGUCAGUAUACAUUGAUGAAACUAGGCGUUUACUGGACACAGAAGAUGAACUCAGUGAUAUCCAGUCUGACUCUGUGCCAUCAGAGGUCCGUGACUGGUUGGCUUCUACCUUCACACGGCAAAUGGGGAUGAUGCUCAAAAGGACUGAGGAAAAACCCCGGUUCAGGAGUAUCGUCCAUGCAGUGCAAGCUGGGAUAUUUGUGGAAAGAUUUCUCCAAGUUUUGACAGGCUACUUGUGGAUUAACCCUCAUUCUGUGGGGGAUUUGCUCAACGAGGAACACUGGCUGACAGAGCUGGAGAUCUUCGCUGUGAUUUUUGCAGCUGCCAUACAUGACUAUGAACACACUGGAACCACCAACAAUUUUCACAUCCAGACAAGUCUCGUUGUGAUGCUAUCCAAAAGGGAAUUUAGAGCUCUAGUCAUUCAGAUGGUGUUGGCUACCAAUAUGUCCUGUCACUUCCAACAAAUCAAAGCUAUGAAGAAUGCUUUGCAGCAGCCAGAAGGAAUUGACAAGCCGAAAGCCUUAUCACUAUUAUUACAUACAGCAGAUAUCAGUCAUCCAGCCAAGGCCUGGGAUCUCCAUCAUCGCUGGACCAUGUCUCUGCUAGAGGAGUUCUUCAGACAGGGCAACAAGGAAGCAGAACUAGGGCUGCCCUUCUCUCCUCUGUGUGAUCGGACAUCUACUAUGGUUGCUCAGUCUCAAAUAGGUUUCAUUGAUUUCAUUGUGGAACCCACCUUUACUGUGCUGACUGACAUGACAGAGAAAAUUGUGACUCCACUAAUUGAUGAAGCUUCCCUCUCUGGCAUGCCUGGAUUUAGGCGUUCCAGUUUGAAUAGCAUUAGAACCUCUGAAGUAAAAAGAUCAAGUGUCAAGAGCACUGGGUCCGAAGGAAGUGCCUCACUCAACUGCUCCAUACUCACUGUGGACUUCAAAUGUUUUAAAACCACCUGGACUGAGGUGGUACAGCAGAACAGGGAGAAAUAGAAAGCACAAGCCACCAAAGAAGAAAAGGCUAAGAGAGAAGCAGAGGAAAAUGCUUAUCAGGGAACAGAUGAAAAGGAAAGAGAUGAACAGGAUGGGAAGCCAGGUGAAGAUGUCACAGAAGCAAAGACAAAAAAGAGCAAAGAACCAAAUCCUGGGGAAAGCAAAAAGACAGAGUCCAGUAAGAAUCCUGUAAAUGGGACUUGGCAAAGUGGUAUGAGCAAACAUGAAGCCUAUCAAAGGAAAAACACAGCUAGGACAGAUAAGAAAAUGGAUCUUCAUCAUACUGUGGGAGAAGAGAAACAGCAUGUUCAGAAUGGUGAAUUAAAGGAAGACAACAAAUUGGAUGGAAAAGAUAAGUGUAGUGUGAGGGAUGAAUCAAAGAAAACAGAUUCUAAGGACAUAUUGGCAGGAGCUAGUAAAGGAAUAACCAUCAUUGUUCUUCCUUUGUCACCACCAGCCAUCAAACUUCAACUGCAUUACCUCAGGAGGCCUACUAACAACCCAGGGGACUAUUUCCCUGUCUUACAGAAGAAAUUGGAGGAACAUACAGUGAGAGGUAAGGUGUUUGACAAAAGGGGAAGAAUGAAGAAAAUUCCCCAAAGUUAG
Serinus canaria (Common canary) is the source of this 1929-nucleotide messenger RNA. RefSeq names its product phosphodiesterase 1C (gene PDE1C). Gene Ontology annotation, biological process: signal transduction. Gene Ontology annotation, molecular function: 3',5'-cyclic-nucleotide phosphodiesterase activity. The record is from RefSeq and is a predicted model, not a curated record. Lineage: Eukaryota; Metazoa; Chordata; Aves; Passeriformes; Fringillidae. The transcript is spliced from 16 exons.